UCACCAUGAGGAUAAAGAAAAAGUACACAACAGGAACAGCAGCAACCUACAUUUCAAGAAAGAAGGCUCUCAGAAAGCUUCAAUUAAGCCUCAAGGAUUUUGGAAGGCUUUGCAUUCUUAAAGGAAUUUACCCGAGAGAGCCGAAUCAUUUAAAGAAGGCAAAUAAAGGAGGAAGUACUGAACCUAAAAUUUAUUACCACAUUAGAGAUAUUAAAUUUCUUGCUCAGGAGCCGUUAAUCAACAAAUUUAGGGAAUAUAAGAUUUUUCUCAAAAAAGUCAAUCAUGCAAGAGCAAAGAAGGAAGAAUUGAAAGUUAAAAGUUUGUUUCGUCGAAAGCCUAAGUUUACUUAUGAUCAUAUUAUUAAAGAACGGUAUAUAUUUUUUAGAAAUUUUUUGGGAGAGGUGGUGGGUGUGGUUCCUAUUAGUGACUGGACUAGUAUGAGGGGGUCAUGA
Molecule: messenger RNA, 452 nt
Organism: Meloidogyne enterolobii
Lineage: Eukaryota; Metazoa; Nematoda; Chromadorea; Rhabditida; Meloidogynidae
Source: the annotation of a GenBank genome assembly